Molecule: messenger RNA, 4265 nt
Organism: Cephus cinctus (wheat stem sawfly)
Lineage: Eukaryota; Metazoa; Arthropoda; Insecta; Hymenoptera; Cephidae
Exons: 9
Coding region: 117-3263 (1048 amino acids)
Source: RefSeq, a predicted model, not a curated record
AUUCUACUAAAAAAUGGAGGUCAACUGCUGAUCGAACUUAUGGAUCGCUGCUCCGUUUAGCAUCGAUUUCUUUGUUAUUUAAUUACGGAUUCCUUUGAUAAUCAUCGAAAUUGAAAAUGAAGACUUUAAAAGCUAAACUAAAAGCUAAGAAGAAUAGUGGAAAGUUUUCUACAAUUAAAUGCACGGCAAAAGAUGCAUCGUCAAGUUUAAGUUCGAGUUCAGAUUUGUCUGAAUUACGUAAACCUAUUGAUAUUAGCACAUGCAGUUUAUUACAAGUAACGAAACUUCUUGACACUGGAAGUGAUGAGAUUCAAAACAUAUUAGCAUAUGAAUGUGAUAUUAUAUAUGAGUGCCGUAUUUGCAAAAGCUUAUUUCGGAGCUUGGUAAAUUUUAUUUCCCACAAAAGAGUAUAUUGUAAAGAAAAAUAUAAUAUAUUUAAUAGGAAAGCAAUGGAUAACAUUGUGGGUAAAAAGACUUUGGUUGAUUUGGAACCUCAUAUGGAUGUAGGGUUUAAAGAAAAUGAAUCUAAUGAAAGGAUGCUGAGAAGUCAAGUGCUACAAAAAGAUUCGAAUUUAGAUCUUACAUCUGUAAUGGAUAUAAUUCAGGAAAAAAAAUGUGAACAUACUGAAAGUUCUAACCUCAGAGCAAAUGAAUAUAAAAGCAAAUCCACAGAGAUUAUAUCUGAUAAUCAACAAAUACUCUUAGAAGCUUUAAGCUCAAGCCAGUCAGCUGUGUAUCAGACAGUUAGGGAGAAUACUGCAGAUCUUAUGAAGGCUCAAAUUAUAGAACUUCAAAAAAUAAUGAAUAAAAAUACUGCUGUCCUUGGACCAAAUGGACGAUGCAUCGAAGUUAAUCAAGUCGAAAAGACUGAUAAUAAUUUCCAGUCUUGUGAUAACAAUGACAAUAUUGAAAUAUCUGAUGCAAAUGCAACUGAUGAAUUAAUUUGUCCCAUUUGUAAAGGAGAAUUUGCAACAAAGAAAACUUUGGCCCAUCAUGUAAAAUCUCAACAUACGUCGUAUAAGAUGAUUUAUUCAUGUCCUUGUUGUCCUAACUCAUUUAGAAAUACAUGGAGUGUUUAUCGUCACUUAUACAAAGUUCAUAAAAAGUCUAACGAACAGGUGAGAAAAUUAAGAAAUCAAAUUCAAGAUAAGGCAUAUCGCAAAGUAUGCAUAGAAGACCAGCAAUCAAUACAGAAGUGUGGACUGAAUAGUAAAGAUUGUAAUCAGAGGAAGAAACUGACUGAUGAAAAUCAGGAAUGGAUGAAUCAAGUAGAAUCUGAUGCAGAGCUACAACGUUGUGGAGGUUGUGGCCGACGAUUUGAUAGAAAGGCGGCAUUACAAUCUCAUUUGCAACUUUGUCAACGUCGAAUAGCAGUUUGUAACGGAGCUGCUAAUAAGGCUAAAAAGUCAGGAAAGAUACCAUCGGUGGACAAUGUGUUCAUUCAUAAUAAUUCAGCAAAAUUAAUAGCUGAGAUGCAUGAUGAAGUUCCGCAUACGAGUACAGCGGAUACAAAAUCCUCUCCGGUAAAGGGUGACCCCAGCACAUGGACCGAAACUGAAUCACAAGUUGCUGGAAUGGAUUUCUCAAAAUCCAGUGAAGAGAAUGAAUUAUCGAUUCGUGUCGAUGAGGUUUCGACUCUCAGUACAGCAGACUGGGAAAUGUUAGGUGUAAAUACGUUUUGCGAAAAAGAGGAGAGCAGAAUUAAUUCAAAUAAAUCAACUUCAAACGAAUGUUAUGAUAAGGAAUCUUGCUCUGUUACAAACAUUAAAGAUCUUCCUACUCUUGCGGCUGCACCAGACUCUCCAGAAAUUCUUUAUACUCGUAUCAAUGCUUCCCCACCAAAUUCAGUAACUGUUGGUUCAAAACGACGAAAAAUUGAUACGAUUGAUGGUGGGAAAGAAUUCGCUAUAGAGAGUGAGAUUUCCCUACAACAAAAGAGUCUUGCUCUGCCUAACAAUUCUACAAGUAUAACAAGUAGUACAAGUACUAAAAGUAGUACUACUACUGCUGUUGAGUCGUCGUUCAUUGCAAAAAACGAUAACGUGGAUAAUUCCAAGAUGGAUAAUUUCAGUUCAAAAUAUGAUAUAAGCAGAAUAUCUAAUAUUCGCAAGUUGCAGUGUUUAAAAUGCAGAAGAAAAUUUUCGUCGAUCACAAAUUUGCGUAGACAUAUGGCGAUACAUAUGGGCUGGAAUCGAUAUAGCUGCGCGUUAUGUGACUUUAAAUCGUUUGUCAAGUGCGAUUGCCUCGCACAUUGUAAUAAAGUGCAUGAUGCAAAAAAUAAUCAAGGUCUGUUAGAACAAAUUGUAGUGCCAAUAUCUCAAGUGGAAGGUUCACCUAAUCAGCCACUCAUCAUUGACAUUGCUACUAUGGAAGAUGCCUCUGCUGAUCCUGAAAUUAUUACUACAACAGCUCAUCAAUCUAAUGAACAUGAUCAUAGUAUUUCUAAUAAUACUACACAUGUUGAUAAAGUCGAUGCUAUGAAAAAAACUACAUUUGCUGCUGAGAAAAGGUCGUUUGAAGCUGAAAGUAAUUCAGCUACACUGGUUGGGAGUAAUAAUGGAACUCGUAAUAUGUCUCGAAAUAAUUCUUUCGAGGAAACACAAGAGAGUCUUCAAAGAGAAAAUGAAAGUGAAUCAGACUGUAAUGACAGUAAGAAUGCCGAACAAGAAAGAAGUAAGAUGAGUCCAGAGAAGUUGCAAUAUAUAAAUAACAGGAGUCCACAAUUUUUAGCUCAAAGUACUUUGGAUAAAAAUCCUGACUUAAAGCGGAUGGUAAUGGAAGUAAUUUUUGGCACAGUAGAAACAGCUGAUGUAAGCAAUUCCGAUAAGAUUCAGAUAGAUCCCGCAUUUAAGAUCAUCACAGAAGAAAAAGUAACGAAUAAUGAAAGUAUGAAAGCCAUUAAAAUGGCAAGUAUGAAAGAUGAUAACAAUGAGGAAACAUUGAAUAAUGAGGUAGUGAAGGAAGAAAAUGAUAAGAAGGACCAGGAAUCAUCGAAAAAGGAUGACUCAGGGAAUAAACAGAUUUUUAACCACGAUGAUCAGCCGCGACCGCAAAGGUCUAUGCGUCGUAUAAAAUUCGUGAACAAAAAAUAUUCUUCCUAUUUGCCGGAACAAACGUCACGUAGUGAUAACAUCCAAAAAAGUGUUCCGUAUUCUUUAAACAAGAGUGUCAAUGCUAAGUUAUUAACUGAUAAAAUACCUACAGUAGUUAUUUGUCGAGCUGACACUGUCCGAGGACUUUGCAACAUCAAAAAGAUUAUAUGAAUACCAAGUAUUGUUAAGAAUACCAAGGUAUAAUAUACAGGGUGUAUCUUAAGCCCCGGACAAGAGACAUACCGUUAGAUCCUGCGCGAAAAAAUAAAAAUAUUGGCGUUAACAAAAAUCAAAAAUUUUAAUCAGUUUAUUAAUUAUUAAAGAUUAAAGUAAGCCAAUAAUAUGCGCGUGAAAAAUGGUAACUCCUCAGUCUCCGCCCAUUGGGGACAGCUAAUCAUUUAUUUCCCCACAAUAACAGUGACCGAUGGAUACGUAAAUAUAGUAACGUCAAUAAACAAAAGAGUAACGCAAAUAAACAAAAGAAUAGUGUAAAAUGUUUUUUCGUGGGGAAAUAAAUGAUUGGCUGUGCCCAAUGGGCAGAGACUGAGGAGGAGUUACCAGUUAUCACGCGCUUAUUAUUAGCUUACUUUAAUCUUUAAUAAUUAAUAAACUAAUUAAUAUUUUUGAUUUUUGUUAACGCUAAUAUUUUUAUUUUUUCACGCAGGAUCUAACGGUAUGUCUCUUGUCCGGGGCUUAAGAUACACCCUGUAUAGUAGUAUACUAUAGCAAAGUUAUUGAUAAACAAUACUAUAUUACCAUAGCCAUUGAUCAAUAAUUUUUAUUCUACUACUGGUAUAUUAGUUUACUGUGACCCUAAUAUAAUUCAAAUAUCAAAAAUUUAAGCUUAAUGGACCAUCCUAUAGUCAAUUAUAUGUUAAUGGGAAAUAUCGUCAACGAUAAAAUUAUUAUCAAUAAGUUGUGGGUAUACCAUUUAUCUUUGUUACAUACAUAUGGUUAUUCAGUACAAACGUACCACGUGAAGGUGAUUCUACCAGAAAAGUCAAAUGAGCAGACUAACUUCAACUGGCGUGUUUAUACUAAAUAACUUUGUACAAAUUCAAUGGAGUUCGUGUAAUAUAUUAUUGUAGUCAUAAAAACGAAAAAAUUAUACCCAUCUAAGGUAAAUUACAUGAAACCAGAGUGUGUUGUGUGAUAACUCGUUUGUAUAUCAUA